Molecule: messenger RNA, 1147 nt
Organism: Nilaparvata lugens (brown planthopper)
Lineage: Eukaryota; Metazoa; Arthropoda; Insecta; Hemiptera; Delphacidae
Exons: 3
Coding region: 428-904 (158 amino acids)
Source: RefSeq, a predicted model, not a curated record
GAGAGGAACUGUACAAGCUGAACAUUAUUGUCACAAUGAAAUGCAAUCGGGAAUAAUGUAUUUGUUGUGUUUGUUACUAUUCAUGUCCUGCAUAGGCUAAAUUAUAUUUGGAGGGGUCUCAUGACAGUCUACUCAAACCAAAUAUGGUAAUUCCUUGGACAGUGUCCUAUUAGAAAGUGAUUUCACCCUUCCUUACAAUCCUUUAAUAAAGACACAACAAAGGAUUCACAAUUCUUAGUCACAUAUAAUACCGUUAAUUGUUUUCACUUGCGAACAUUCAUACAUAGAAAGUGUUUCCAAGGGAUAUAUGGGUCGUCUAUUUUGAUAAAGAAAGUGACAGUGCUACAGCUUAUGAUUUGAUUCAAAAUCUCAAUUGAGCCGCAGUCUAUGUUCAGUGGUCGAGUGAUAAAUAUCAAGUUGAGUGUUUAUGUGGACUAAAAUAGUUAUCACGAUGCAUUUUAACGGUUAUCUUGUGGUCAUGACCAUCAUUGCAACUUUCCUCACAUCAGUAGAACCCGCUCCAUCCCUGGAAACGCCCGAAAGUGAGUCUCCAUCAAACCUGGUGGAAGAACAAGCUGAUGUUAAAGCAGCUGUUGAGCCUGAAAAUACCACCACAACAGACAGAGUCCGUGAAGCCAAAUCUGAGACCGAAUUGGAUGUCGAUGAACUUGCCAAUAAAACUAUCGACGCAGACAUUCUAUCCAAUAACAUCCAUGUGGUGAGAGGAAGAACCAUCAUGAGUGCUAUGAAUGAUGUCUACGCUCUCAUUUUUGUACUUCUCGACACACUCAGGAGUAAUCUGAGAUCAAGGGACUUGUUCCCACUCUUCACUCGUGUUUUGGAUACAGUUAUACAGAGGUUCUUCCCUCCUAGCCAAGGUUACCAAUAUAUUUCGUAUAACUGAAGUGAUCUACGCGUGAAAUGGAACAACGUGCUGCUACAACAAUGGCAUAUUUUAUGCCUCAAUUCUUAGCAGUCAACUUUCUCCUGUUUAUGUGUGUUAUUUCAUCAUAAUUUAUAGCACACAAUUAUUUAUUUUCCUUCAUCAACGUACAUUUGUAUAUUCAUCAAUAAUAAUUUAUUUUCUUGAUGUAUCCUAUUUAUUAAAAUCUAUAUUCAUUGAAAUUGUUGUUUUAUUAUUUCUAUU